AUGGCAUUUGCCCAAUCACACAUCAUGACGGCUAGAAGGCACCAACACAGUCGACUCAUAAUUGAAGUAGAUGAGUACAGCUCCAAUCCAACCCAGGCCUUCACCUUCUACAACAUUAACCAGGGACGUUUCCAACCUCCACAUGUACAAAUGGUAGAUCCUGUUCCACACGAUGCUCCCAGACCUCCAGGGUACACCCGUUUUGUUUGUGUGUCUGAUACUCACUCCAGAACAGACCCAAUUCAAAUGCCAUAUGGAGAUGUUCUAAUUCAUGCUGGUGAUUUCACUGAAUUGGGACUUCCUAGCGAAGUUAAAAAAUUCAACGAAUGGUUAGGUAGCCUACCAUAUGAAUACAAGAUUGUGAUAGCAGGUAAUCAUGAGCUGACAUUCGAUCAAGAAUUCAUGGCAGACUUAAUCAAGCAGGACUUUUAUUAUUUUCCCUCAGUAUCCAAACUGAAGCCAGAAAGUUAUGAAAAUGUGCAGUCUCUCUUAACGAACUGCAUAUACCUGCAGGAUUCAGAAGUAACAGUUAGAGGCUUCAGGAUAUAUGGUUCUCCAUGGCAACCUUGGUUUUAUGGCUGGGGCUUUAAUCUUCCACGAGGCCAAGCGCUCUUAGAGAAAUGGAACCUAAUUCCAGAUGGAAUAGACAUUCUUAUUACACACGGACCACCUCUUGGUUUCCUAGAUUGGGUGCCUAAGAAAAUGCAAAGGGUGGGUUGUGUUGAGCUGCUGAAUACAAUCCAGAGACGAAUACAACCACGACUUCAUGUUUUUGGACACAUUCAUGAAGGUUAUGGUGUUAUGGCUGAUGGAACAACUACCUAUGUGAAUGCUUCUGUCUGUACUAUGAAUUACCAGCCAUUGAAUCCACCUAUAGUAAUUGAUUUACCUACUCCAAGAAACACAUAA
This is a messenger RNA of Notechis scutatus (mainland tiger snake), 909 nucleotides long. NCBI's taxonomy places the organism in Eukaryota, Metazoa, Chordata, Lepidosauria, Squamata, Elapidae. The record is from RefSeq and is a predicted model, not a curated record.